Erigeron canadensis is the source of this 837-nucleotide messenger RNA. Its product is annotated as LOB domain-containing protein 30-like. Gene Ontology annotation, cellular component: nucleus. Gene Ontology annotation, biological process: hormone-mediated signaling pathway; positive regulation of DNA-templated transcription. The transcript is spliced from 2 exons. Lineage: Eukaryota; Viridiplantae; Streptophyta; Magnoliopsida; Asterales; Asteraceae. The coding region runs from base 1 to 729 and encodes 242 amino acids. The record is from RefSeq and is a predicted model, not a curated record.
AUGAGUUCAAAUCCGAGCACGAGUGCUGCGGCAGCCGGUGGAAGUAGUAGUAGUAGUAGUAGUGGCCCAUGUGGAGCUUGCAAGUUCUUAAGAAGGAAAUGUGUUGCAGGGUGUAUCUUUGCACCUUAUUUCGAUUCCGAUCAAGGUGCGGCCCAUUUCGCAGCGGUGCACAAAGUUUUCGGGGCUAGUAACGUGUCGAAACUAUUGUUUCAUCUGCCGGUUCAAAGGCGACACGAUGCGGUGGUCACCAUUUGUUACGAAGCUCAAGCUAGGCUUAGAGACCCUGUGUAUGGUUGUGUGUCACACAUUUUUGCCCUUCAACAACAGGUUGUGAGUUUACAGGCAGAACUCGCGUAUUUUCAAGCUCAUCUAGCCACCCUAGAAGGCCCAACACUUCCACCACCUCCACCACCACAAUCAUCAAUUCUUCCACAAGGAUUAUCCAUCAAUGACCUUACAACCGCAUCGCCGGUUCUUGGUUCAUAUGACUUGUCAUCACUUCUUGAACCAAUGAUUUCACCUUCAUGGGCUAUGCAACCACAAAGGAGACAGACCGACCCACAUCAGUUCAUGAGUUUUGAUGCUACAAGAGCUACAUCUAACCUGCCACCAACACAACGCGAUGAAGGUGAGUUUCAAGAGCUUGCUAGGGAGCUUAUGCAGAGGCCAAAUAGUGUGAAUUCGGGAUCAGUGGCAUGUAAGACUGAAAGUUCAUCUUUGCCACCUUAGAACAGAUAAAGUGAAAGGCAUUCUUGAUUUUUUCUUUAUUUUGACUUUUAGUGAUCUAAGACAUAGUUUUUUCUUAUGUUGUGGAAUUUAAUGGGAGAAUUAUUUCAU